Molecule: messenger RNA, 528 nt
Organism: Phytophthora megakarya
Lineage: Eukaryota; Oomycota; Peronosporomycetes; Peronosporales; Peronosporaceae
Source: the annotation of a GenBank genome assembly
AUGCCGAGCAGCGGCGAGACGAACAACACUGCCGAGUACACGGCACUGCUGCUCGGCGUGCGGAGCGCUUACCAUCACGGCGCAACAUCCUUGGCGAUCGAGGGAGACAGCCACCUGGUAGUGUCGCAGGUACGAGGUACUUUCGCGUGCAGGAACCAACGCCUACGGCAGCUGCGCAACCGCGUGCGCCACGCGCUUCGCUCGGUGACCAAGUUCACGCAACAGCAUGUCGACCGGAAGGCUAACGCCCAUGCCGACCGACUAGCAAACCGAACACUCGACAUGAAGCGCACGCUGGUGGAGUGCGGCCGGCACCACGGUAGCAUGGACCUCUGCUGGCACCCAUCGAUCACAGCGCCGACCCAGAACGUAAUGGCGGCACCGCUACGUCGUUUGCCAGCGGCAGCAUCCGGUCGUCAUAGCGAAGUCGGCCUCCUCCACGACGAGGAGGCUGAUAUUGCAGCCCGUGACAACGGUGAAGUGUUGCCCACCCUGCCUAUCGGACCAGGAUCAGCUCCCGUCCGGUAA